Coturnix japonica (Japanese quail) is the source of this 6258-nucleotide messenger RNA. RefSeq names its product polycomb group ring finger 3 (gene PCGF3). Lineage: Eukaryota; Metazoa; Chordata; Aves; Galliformes; Phasianidae. The record is from RefSeq and is a predicted model, not a curated record.
CUCCCCUUCUUUCGCCCUCCCUUUCCCCACGAAGGACGGGCAGGGCAGGGCAGGGCGCCGGCGGCUCGCGGAGCGGAGCGGCGGACCCCCCCGGCGGCCGGAGACCGCGCCCCUCCCCGCACACGGACACGGCGCCGCCCCCCACCCCGGCAGACACCAAAGAUGCUAACAAGAAAGAUUAAGCUCUGGGACAUUAAUGCCCACAUAACCUGUCGUCUGUGCAAUGGAUACCUGAUUGAUGCUACCACUGUAACAGAAUGCUUACAUACAUUCUGUAGAAGCUGCCUGGUGAAAUAUUUGGAAGAAAACAACACUUGUCCCACAUGUAGAAUUGUUAUACAUCAGAGCCACCCUUUGCAGUAUAUUGGUCAUGACAGAACAAUGCAAGAUAUUGUUUACAAACUUGUGCCAGGCCUGCAAGAAGCGGAAAUGAAAAAGCAAAGGGAAUUUUAUCACAAGCUGGGCAUGGAAGUUCCAGGAGACAUCAAAGGGGAAACCUGUUCUGCAAAGCAGCAUCUGGAUUCUCAUCGGAAUGGUGAAACUAAAACAGAUGAAAAUUCAAACAAAGAAACUUCUGAGGAAAAACAGGAAGAAGAUAAUGACUACCACCGAAGUGAUGAACAGGUAAGCAUCUGCUUGGAAUGCAAUAGCAGCAAACUGCGUGGAUUAAAACGAAAAUGGAUUCGCUGUUCAGCACAAGCAACAGUCCUGCAUCUAAAGAAGUUCAUUGCCAAAAAACUAAACCUUUCUUCUUUUAAUGAGCUGGACAUAUUAUGCAAUGAAGAGAUUCUUGGCAAGGACCACACGCUCAAGUUUGUAGUUGUUACAAGAUGGAGAUUUAAGAAAGCACCUCUACUGCUACAUUACAGACCCAAAAUGGACUUGCUGUAAGAGACCUUUAUUGUCCUUCUGGACAGAGUUUUUUGCAGAGACUAUCAUCUGGCACCUUCUUAGUGCAUCACUAAUCACAUGAUAUGAAUCAGCCGAAUACUUUUGGAAGACUGUAGUGCUUUCAUAGCUGACUGUCCUUCUGAAUAUUUCUCCUGGGGAUGUGCUAUCUGGAUUUCUGGACAGAAAAUAUUUAUACUUAUUUUAUAUGAAAGAAAGAAAUCGAAACUCAACAAGACACUACCAGCACUAAGUUUACAGAUACUGAAAACACUUCACAGUUCCAUGUAGCUCAGCCUGACUCAUCUCUUACAGUUACACAGAAAUAAGUUAGAAUGUUGUGGGGUGAUUUUAAAAUGUUGCUUUUGACACCAAGUUGCAUUUAGUUACUUUUCACAUUCUGAAUAUUUAAAAAUAUAUUUUUGCAAAGUGUUCUUGUCUUAUAUAGUAUGCCUGAUUGCAUUGGCUUUAAUCAAGUUCUGUAGAUCAUUGAACAUAACUAAUGAUAUAGUGACUGGUGAUAUUUAUUAUGCUGCAUUGAAAACUUUUGAAAAUCUGGGAAAACAAUGGGUUUAUUUGUUGGUUUUAUCCAGUUGUUGCUCUCCCUCAGUUUCUGUUUUAGUAAAGUUUUAAUGCCCUUUUUGCAUGGUGAUUUGGUAAGAUUAACAGUAAUCUCUGCAGCUGAUUUUAAUGUGCCCUGAUAUUUUGCUGUGGCAUAUAUUGCACCACAUAACGAUAAAUACUCAAAAGUGCUAGAUUUAUGAACUUUAAAUAUAUAUAUAUAAGUAUAUAUAUAUAAAUAAGCAUUUCUUAUGUAGCUGUGGCUUGCAGAAAUCAGUUUUUACUGUAAAGAGAAUUUAUUCUCACUGGCUAAUGAAACACUGGCUCAUGGACAACAUUGGGUGAUAUUGCACAAUUUUCACUGAUUAAAAAUUCCUCAGAGAAGUAGAAGCAGCUUUAUAUUUUAGUAACAGGUUUGUAUUUUCCUCACCCGUUUUCUUGUGAAACCGUACCGUUUUCUUUAGCACAAUUACUUACUGUUCUGGGGGGUCAGACAAGAUUAUUUUUACACCUUCUGGCCUUAAUUGAUAACUGUACUUGCAUCAGCCCUAACAGGUGCAAGGUAACAUACAUGCCAUGUGUGUACACACAUAUACACACAUAUAACUGUUUAUGUUAUGGAAUGCACCCUCAUUAGCACUUAGCAGUGUUCACUGCAUUGUUUGUAAGGCCUUUUGAAAUUGUCACCUUUUUAAGAACAGAGUUGAAAGUGAUUUCUGCAAGCUGUAUACUGUAUAGCACAUGUAGUACAGAUACAAGAGCGUUCAGCUGCCAGCCUGUCGAGUUACCUAGAACUCCAAGCAUACUAUUAAAACCUGGAAACAGUUAACCCUGUAACUUUUGGAAGGGUUUUCCAAUCAGCUGAAAAUGCUAGCUGCUAUACAUACUAUUAUUUUUUAUAAACUGCCUUUGGAUAAGAAAGCAAGCUUGCUUGUAACUGCCCUGCUUUGUCUGUCUGUGCUUAUUCUUCAGCAAGAAAUUAUUAUUUAUUACUGAUAACAGGAAGCUGAUAGUGCAAGAGGUUUAUCUCAGCAUUUUAAGUCAUCUUGAGCUUUCAAAGCACCACAUUCCUUAGCAUAUCUCCUGCACUUUCAUUCUCUGGGGUCUUCAGCCCUCCUUUCUUAGCUGAGCUGCUGCAGAAGGGAUGCUCCAUUUUCUCUUUAUCUUUACAAAGAUAAAAUAUCUUUCUCAUUUUUAUUUAUAGUCACAGAUGUGAAUGGGAAGUAAAUCAAAAAGUGUACAGGCAGAGAAAGAAAGGGAGCCUACUGAAAUAUGGGGAUGUAAAGGAGAUGCAGAUGCUAAAAAGGGCUGCAAAUGUGAGGGCAAGAUGAUAGGUAAACUGAAUGCUUGCAUUAGGCCAAACUCCAUAUCCUGGCCUUCCAUGUGAGUGUGCAUGCACCUAUGAGCAAUGGAAUCGGAACUCAGCUCCAGUUUUCUUCUGCUGUUUCCAGCUCUUAUGUAUUUCAGCUUUUACCUCUGGUUAACAUGAAUUAGCAGACGAGAUCAUGAGUCUAUCUUUUUGUAAUCUUUAAUGAGAACACUGAAAGCAGGUGUUCCAAAUGCAUAUGCAGAUUGGCAUACCAGGCCCUUCUGGAACUGUUCAUGAUGUUAGCGUUCCAGCGUAAAUAAGGGACUGGCUGCAGCUAGUGAGGCAGAGUACAAAUGGGACUGUAUAUGAGCCACUCUCUACACCUGAUGUAGACAUAGAAUUAAAGCACCCAAAGAGUAUGCUGAUUAAGGUGGUUUUUGUGUGUGUAUGUGUAUGUAUGUGUGUGGAUACAUACACAUUAACCCACGCUCUUUAUGUAAAUGCAUGCUUCCUGAGUGAGAUCUGCCUACCUCAGAAGGAGUGUACUGCAGAAAGCUUUUGUACAUCCAGACUCUGAAGCAGUGCUUAUAAAGCGUGCUAGGAUUUUAGCACUUUCCACUGCAGUUGUACAGCUGAGAACUCAGCUGCAAAAAAAAGCAUAUUCAGAAGCCUUUCAAAUCUUUCUCUUGCUAUAAUAAUCUGCAGUACGAAACGUAUAUUUGGAAGUUUGUAGCUCUCUUUAGAAUCACUUGAAUAUAUAAUGGUGCUACCAGUACAUUGAAAGUUCUGUUAAUAACAAUAUAGAUAGGUAAAUUCAAGGCAGUAUUAGUACCUACAAAUGCUUUUUUUUUUUUUUUUUGAUGUUUUGUUUUCUUUGUUUGUUUCCUCAUUUGUGUGCAACUGCUUUUGCAAUGUCUUUCAUUUGAUAAAGCCUCAUCAGUAAAAAGAAAAGGAAAAAAAAAAAAAAAGAGAGAUAAAUCCCAGUUAUUUUUCUAAAUCAUAUGUCAUGGCAUCAUUGCUAUAGAUAUUCUUUCCCUCAGGAGGGGUUGGGAUUGUGUCUGGACCAUAUAUUUAUUUACUCUAGCCUUACUAGAAGACGACAAUGCAAUUGAAUUGAACUGAGAGAGAGAGGCCUCCUUUGGGUCAGAGCUCUGUUUCACUUCUGUGAAGCUUAAGAGACAGUUAAUUUAUGUCGAGAUUAUAUAGUAACCAGGGUUCUGUUCAAACUUGAACUGAAAGUUGGACUCAGCAUAGAUAUCUCUCUGUCCUAGUGAGAUCAUACUCAGUUUGUUUUGGAUUUUGUCAAAAUGGCACUACUGUGAAGUAGUUUUCACAAUUGCUUACGCUGGUAAAUAAUUGCAGUAAAGAAGUAUCUUGUUACAUUAUCCUCAGCAGCAAUGAGGCUGAUGAAUCACCCAAGCUCGGAGUCUCAUUAAAUAUAGUUUCAUUAAAAACAGAGAAAUCAGAUAGAAUAUAUGAUAUUAAAUAAGAUUUGGGGUGUUAAAAGUAAACUCUAUAAAAUUAUUUAUUCUAUUUUAAGCCUUCUGUCUUAUUUUGCCAUCCAAGUAUUUUUGGUUUCAAUGGUCCAACCUUAUGUACGGGCAUAUAAAAUGAAAUUGUAAGAUGUUUUUACAAGCUUCUUCCUUUUACAUUGAGUUUAAUUAGCUUUUGUUUGUAUGUUUUUGUUUUGUGUGGAUAAAGAACGUUACUUAUGUUUUUGUGCAAUAGGUUUGAAACAUGCAUUUAUUAGGCAUAUGUUUAAAUUGUAAAUGUAGCAUCUACUUACCGUUAAAAAGGAACGUAGAUGGAACUUUUGAUUUGUUUGAAUGGGGUUUUAUUUGGGACUGUUAUCUGGGAAGGCUGGUUUUUGAUUUGUUCUUUAUUUUAUUUUAAGAGUGAAGUGCGGGAUUUAAAUCUGUCUGAGUACAAGAACUGUCUGUCAGCAAUAUUCUAAAAUAAAUGAUCUUGCAAGAAAUCUUAAUGUGAACUGUGGAAGCAAUCGGCAAGACUUGCAGCCUAUCUGAAAAUGUUUUGUGCCAUUGUUAUGUCUGGUAUCUUUGUGUACCAUCAAAUCUGAAAAUAUUUAUUUAUUGUUUUUGGUCGUGCAAUAGUGUACACAACACUAUCAUCUCUGGGGAUAUGGGACCAUAAAAAAUAUCAGACUACAACUAUGAUGGUGCUAUUUUUUCCAAUAGGCUCUGAGCCUUUGAAAGCUUAUCUGGCUCUUUUGUCUUCAUAACGGCAUAAUUAGUUGUAGGAGAUUGAUAUAUAUAUAUAUUUUAUUAUUAUUAUUAUUUUUUUCCUUCUGGAUGGUAAAUGUAACCAUAGUGCUAGCCUGUUUUACAACAUGAUGCAUCUUACCAUUGAGCUAAAUAUAAUAGGAAAAAGCCAACCAGUCAGUACGUCAGCAGGUGAAUCUUAGUAAGCUUGUGCUCUCAACAAAACUUAAGAUGCAUUUUGUUCAGAAGGCUGGACUGUACAGAAAAAUCUAGUUUCUCUACUUCCUCAGGUGAUCGCUUCAGUUUGGAUAUUUCACUGGAGAUGCUAAUGCUUCAGCUCCUUUGCAUAAAGCUGAUGAAAGGAGAAAAAAAAAAAAUGUCCUGUACACCAGAAUCUGCACGUAAAAUAUAAUUAACUGUAACCAAGAGGUCUUGGCAUCUGUUGCUGAAGUAAAAACCUAUAGAGAGUACAUUAAGGAAGAUGGGAACAAUACUUCAAUCUCUGCUUUCAUGAAAACUUGCAGUCAGUACAAACACUCUCUAGGAACUUGCUUUCUGUGGCAAGCUAACAGUAAUAUUUUACCACGGAUUUAUGAUUUAUUUGUAUACAAAUUAAAGCUCCAGUCUUGCUGUUUAAUCCAUGUUUGAUCUGUGGAGCUUCCUGAAAGUCUUUGAAAGCCACAGUGACCUACCCAGUUGAGUGGUAAGAAGGUGGGAACUAAACGUCUGAUUCCACGAGUGCUUAUAUUGCUAACUUUGCAAAUAUCCUGAAUGAUUCUGCAGAAACCAGGGUGUUCGUUCAGGUGGUGGUAGGUGUGGCUGGAGGAUGGAGUCUUGAUUUUUAAAGGCUGGAAUGAUGUUCCAGUACUAUUAAUUUUUAUUCGGAACUGAAAGCAUAGGUUUACUAGAAUCUUGAAUUCAAGUUACUUAUUCGAAGAAAGGAGAGUUUGUUCUUUCCUUCUGCAACAAGAUUAUUUUACAGUUGAGGGACAAUAAGCCAGUGCAACCACUAAGCCUUUAUUCUCUCAUGUGGCAUAAUAAAGAUACUGAAACUGUCACAGUGUAAAACCAUAUUUUUGGCUUAGCUUCAUUUGAAAGUUUACAAUUUUUUAUGCUUUGUGUUGCUGUGUAAUUUUUGUACUAUUGGUGGCUAGUUUUGUCUGAAUAAGCCUUUUUGGAUUAUUGCUUAAUGUUUUGAUUUUAUGAUAGUGAAGCUUGUAUUCAGUGUUUUGCCAAUUAAUAUUAUAUGCUUGUUAAUAAAAGCAGAGAAACUAACUGAAA